GCGAGGCUCCCCAGGCUCGAACUGGGGGUACUGGCAGCUGUCCGCCUCCCGCUCGCCCAAACACAGCGCCGGUGAAAGGGAGCUGGACUUCCGGCCGGGAGCGGCGCUCGUCCCGGCUUCGGGGACCCGGCGUCCGGAGCAUCCUCGUCCUGAGGUAGAAAGAGGAAGGAGCGAGUUUGGCGCCUCCUCAGCCGCGGGCGGGUCGGCUCAUCCCGCGCGCCGCCGCAGCCUCGCAGUCCUACUGCGUCGGCCGACACAAGUUGUCCACUGGUCCCCUUGGCGGGGAUGUCGGUCAUCCUGCGUGUGCCUGCUGGCCGCAGGACGUGUCUGAAGUUGCUCCUCUCGUCCUUGCUGGCCCAGCGCUGGGCGUCAGACUAAAACGGGACACUGAAUUCGGGGUCUCCGUCGUGCAGGGAAAACGCCCCAUCGACUCGCCUGCUUGCGAGUCGAUUGUGGAGGAGGCCUUGAGGAGCACUGUUAAAAAUGGCUGUCCCCCGAGACGGCGUCCCUUCCCUGUCCGAGUGCCAGUGCAGGAUCUGCGUGGAAAUCCUGAUUGAACCCGUGACCCUUCCGUGCAACCACACGCUCUGUAAGCCGUGCUUCCAGGCCACGGUGGAGAAGGCAAAUUUGUGCUGUCCCUUCUGUCGCCGCCGAGUCUCUUCAUGGGCUCGGUACCAUACCCGGAGAAAGACCCUUGUCAAUAUGGAGCUGUGGGAGAUGAUUCAGAGACUGUAUCCGAAGGAAUGCGAGCUCAGAGCUUCCGGACAGGACACGGGAGAAAUCGCUGAAGACUAUCAGCCAGUUCGUCUGAUAAGUAAGCCUGGGGAAUUGAGAAAAGAAUAUGAAGAAGAGAUAAGCAAGGUGGAAGCAGAGCGACGAGCGAAUGUGGAGGAAGAAAACAAAGCCAGUGAAGAGUACAUACAGAGAUUAUUAGCUGAGGAGGAGGAGGAAGAAAAGAAACAAGCAGAAAAAAGGCGAAAUGAGAUGGAAGAACAACUGAGAAAUGACGAGCAACUGGCAAGAAGACUAAGCAUUGAUAUUAAUAAUUCCUCUGAAGGAAGUAUCUUGGCUUCUCCGCUGGAUUCCAGAAAAUCUGAUUCGGUAACAACCAAGUCACAAAAGAAAAAUAACAAUAAACAGAGAUACACAGGAAAUAUUCAAAAAUAUUUGUCACCUAAAUCUCAAUUAAAGUCAGCAUCAUGGUCUGAAGUUAUUCAAGAAAUCAGGAAAAACUCCACAUUCAAGGAAACAGACAGUAGUGAUGUAGGAAACCUUUCAUGGCAAGACACAGACAGUGAAGAUAUGCCAACACUUUCUCCUCAGAUGUGCCUUGAAAUUCAAGAACAAAGAGCAGAGUCUGCAGUAGAGUCACCAAUGCCUUGUUUGUGUGCCUAUGAUGUAGACGAGUGCCUUGAGGGAGAAGUCAAAGCAGAACCAGACAAUCAGGAUAAGGAACAACAUGUCCUAAGUCAUGAGGAACUCAAACCCACAGCUCCUGAUGCUGGAGAAGCCGUGGUGAAGCCUGCUGGCCACACAGAGAGUGGAUGUACCCCAUCAGCUCUGACACUGCCAAACAACACAGCUCAGGUAGCCAACCAAGACUCUUGCCUCCUGAUGAGCCAGGCUAUUUCUAACAGUGAAGACCAGGCAUCUCCAUUGGAAACGGUCACAGAGCCAGACUUAUGUGCUAAAAGGAGGAAAAUAUGUCCCAAAUCUCCUUCAGGUCAAGAAGAAACAAAUAUAACCUUUACCCAAAAACUUCUGGAUUUGGAACGUCUACUUUUUGAGAGGCACAAACAGGAAGAACAAGAUAGGUUAUUAGCAUUAGAACUUCAGAAAGAGGAGGAUCGAGAACUAAUGAAGCCAAACAGGAAAAAGGGAUCCCCAGGUGAGUAUCAGUUGCGAGCUACAACCUCACCUCCAGACAAGCUGCUCAAAGGACCAGGGCAGAAUCUCAAGGAUAGGAACAGCAGAAGGCAGACUGAUAGGGAGUCUUCCAAACUGCAGAGAGGCUGCGGGUAUGAAAACCGGCAACCUCCUUUCAAGAUCCAGGUGAAGACUCCAGCUGCUAAAGGAAGAAGGGUGCGGAAUUCUACCAGAGAUAACUGUAAUAUAUCUAAAAGUGCUUCUUCCUUACAGCCUAGUAAUUCACAGAAAAGUAUUUUCCAAAUGUUUCAGAAAUACACAAAAUAAUGCAUGGGUAGAGGGGAGUGUUUUAUAAUCCGGUAAAGUUGGAUUAUGAAAUUCUCUUUUCUAGCCCAGAAUCUACAUUGGUCAUCCAUUUCUGCUCUGUAGACAUACCACUCUCUGUCUUGAAAGGAGGGGGGACACAAGGGAAGAACAGACACUUCUGCAGAAUGAUUGAGAAACAGGGGUCCUUAUUCUUACCAUUGCUAAUCAUUGGACUGGCACCUCCCAAAGAUAGAAAACUGCUUCAAAAUCUUCUCAUCCCAUCCUCUUUCCAAAAAUGUGCAUGUUUUAUGAUGUUUGCUUACCUUUUCGUCGUAUUUCAAAGCAAGAUUAAACUAAAUCAAGUAGUUAAGAAAACCAUACAGAGUUUAAAGUCUUACGUAUCUCUGCUACUUUCCCAUACGUUUACAGAACUCUUGAAAUGUAUCUUCCGUAACACUACAGUAAUUAAUUUUCAUCUCGUUUCAUAAAAUUUGAAGCAUGAUACUAUUUUCUUUGCUUUAAAAUAGAUUAGGAUCAAUAUUAAAUCAGAAUAUUGGUUUUCUAGAAAAUUAGAAAUUAGUUGACAGGAAGUCGGAUCCCUUAUGUAAAAAGUGUUGAGUUGAGAUGAAGUUGAGUGGGGUGCAGUCACCCUGUGGAAUCCCCUGGAACUGAGUGAGUGACCAGAGACAGGGUCCAAAUUGGCAUAACAGAUGUUGCUGGGCAGAGUAUUUGCCCCCAUCCUUUUUUUACGAAAUGACAGAGAAAGCAUUUUGAUUUUACUGCUUUUGAUGCUAGUAUCUGGUGUCAAAAUAAAAAAUAGUUCCUAAAUUAACUGAAAUUUUGAAAAUCCACAUUUCUGUUAGGUUAAUAUUCCAGGAGAAAAAGGGAGGGAAUUUACUGUGCAAUGUUAUAUAUCACAAUUUGUUAUAGAAUUUGAAACAUCACUGUAUAUCUACUUUAUGUUGUCAUUUGUGUUGAUAUUAACAUUGCUUAUGAAAAGAAAUUUUUAAAAUGUGAUACCUGGGUCUUGUCCUCUAUUAAUCCCAAAAGUUAAUUCAAAAGACAGUGAUGUCAUGAAAUUGAAUUUAGAGACUAUUUCAUUAAUGUGAACAAAUUAAUAUAAAAAUACAAUAAAAUGUUCUAGAGCUAAUUUUAGUUAAGUUUGUCAAUAUUUUAUGUCAUUACAUUCUCCUCUAAAUUUUACAAUUGAAAUUCUGUUAUUCUUUGCAUUCUUGAUGGCAUCUAUGCGAACACUGAUUAAAUAAUGAUGGGUAAAAUGACCUUUCAAGUAACUGCCUCCUCCUGAAUAUUAGUGUGGUGAAAUAAACUAUAGGCAGAACUGACCAAAUUUGGCUAAAACAAACUAAAAUACAUCUUGUCAAACUAAUAUUUUUUUCUGUGUUCUACAGUAAGCAUUGUUAGAAAUCCUCAAAUUAAAAAUUGUCUAACUUGGUCUUCCUGGAAUAAUCCAUCACCAAAAGGGAAAACAAAGGUAGCCGAUGAUACAUGUAUUUAGGCUUUAUGUAUUUAGCCCUUUACUUGUCUGUGAAGAAAUCUUCCAAACUAAAAUUGGUUUAAAAAUGUUUGAUUUCUCUGAUAAUCUGCUAUUGCUACCAUGUAUGCCUUUUUAUUGGAAAUUAAAUGUUUUGUGUCAGUCAACAGGGUGUACUGCUACUGGUUUUCUCUUGUGGAAGGGAUGUGAGAAUGUUGGAUUGCUCAGGGAGUGCUGAAUCUGUACAAACAUUGAGAACUGAAAAAUUAAAAAUUAUU
Molecule: messenger RNA, 3942 nt
Organism: Ochotona curzoniae (black-lipped pika)
Lineage: Eukaryota; Metazoa; Chordata; Mammalia; Lagomorpha; Ochotonidae
Gene: RNF168
Product: ring finger protein 168
Exons: 6
Coding region: 484-2193 (569 amino acids)
Biological process (GO): double-strand break repair; protein ubiquitination
Cellular component (GO): site of double-strand break; nucleus
Molecular function (GO): nucleosome binding; metal ion binding; ubiquitin-protein transferase activity
Source: RefSeq, a predicted model, not a curated record